AUGGACCAAGGGCCUGACACCAAGCGACCGCGUCUCUCGACUGGCCCGGCAUGGUCAGCCGGCGGUGCGCAUAACGGCGUGUCAUUGCUCCAUCCCAAUCCGUCUCCGACAUCAGCUCAUCUCCCGCCACCGUCGUCGACACAGUAUCUUCCACAGCCAUCGCCGCUUUCCUUUGCGCGCCCCUCUGACUCUCACGCGCCCCCCCCUCCGCCGCCGCCCCAUCCAGCGUCGACAGCUCCAGGGCCGACGUCUCUCGACGACCGACGGCAACAUGAGUCCGACAGGUAUCAUCCUAUGCAAGAUCACAGACAGCCCCCUCCGCAGUCCCCAGCUCAUCCGCCGUACUCGUCAUAUCCUCCACGAGAUCCGAUAAUCAAGGCCGAUCCCGCUGAUGACACUCUCCCACAACUGCGAAGACCUCUUCCGUCCGGCCCGAGUGUCCAGGACAAUAUGACCCACUAUGAUAGCGGGCCACAGCCCCCUCCUCCCCCUCCGCCGUCUCAUCUGUAUCGACAGCCGAGUUAUCCUCCCCAAACACCGCUGCCACAUCCCCAACCCUAUGACUACCCUCCCCAGUAUGCGUCGCAUGCCGAGAUUCCCUUCCAAGUCGCCCCGGCGACCGGAAAGCGCAAGGCCCAGCGCGCGUCCCAGGCUUGCGAUCUGUGCCGACAGCUCAAGGCCAAGUGCGAUGAGUUGAAGCCUUGUAAGAAUUGCAAGGACAAGAAGGCCGAGUGCAAGUACCGCGAAGCCGUUCCGAAACAGCAAGACAAGAUUGCUGCUGAUAUCUUGGAAAUGCUCACGGCGUUGCGGGAUGAAUUCGAGGACUUCAGGCAUCGUAUCACCAGUAUGGAGCGGGCAAUGAAGCGUAUCGCCCCGAACACUCUAGAGGCUGCUUCGGAGCCGAUCAAGGAGGAAUUGGAACGCCCCGACUCAGCUAGCUCGGCGCCGGUUGGCGUUGAGGAUGGCGAGUCGUCCUCCCUUGGAGAGGCUGCGUCGACGCAGGCGCCCAUCGGCAGCCUGGAAGCGCGAACGAUCACGCGUAACAUGGAGGAAGAAAAAGAAGUUGAUCCCGGUCCGUUGGUGCCGCCCGGCGUGCCGUCCAUCCCACCCAAUCACACGACACUCGCCGCAUUCCUGCUUCAGUGGCCUGCAAUUCAGGCGCUUGUCGGAGACAUCUUGGACGAGGAGAAUGUGAAGUACAUCAACGAGUUCCCCAUUCGCCAGGAGGAGAGGAGAGGUCUUCUGCGAAUCUGGGGUCGCGGCGAGGGUUUCGAUAACACCAAGAACACGGAACGUUCCGACCGCGAGGCCUUGCGGGAUACGGGUUAUAUGGAGGUUCAAGAUGACGCCUCGGACGCUGGAGCACCGUCCCCUAUGGACUCCUGGGGACUGAUCAGCGGCUCCCCCGGGCCGAUCGACGGCAAGCCUGUCACCACGAACAGCACCGGACCGGACUUCACGGAGUCGAUCGUGUGGAAAUAUGUCAGGAGCUACGAGGAGAACAUCCAGAACAUGCACCCGCUCAUCAUGCCUAAGGAGCUACACGCCAUGGUCCGAGUGUUCUUGGAUAGCAUCCAGCAUGCUCCGCGGCAGAAGAGCGGCUCGGCUGCUCCUGUUGCCAAGUUCGUCCUGAACCGACCGGAAACGGCGGAGGUUGGGACGAAGCGGAAACGAUCCCCCCCACCCGAGAGCUCCGACACUCCUUCCUCGUCGCCAAAGACGAAGCCGACGUUCCAACGGUCCAUUAACAAUGCACUUGUCUUGUUGAUUCUUGCCUUGGGCAAAAUCUGUCUGUAUAAGGAUAGGAUACCGGAUAUCGUUCCGGCCAGCGACGUUUCUCACGGAUCGCCUAUGGCUCGGAAUGGCUACCCAGCCUCGCCUGUUCAGAGCUCUUCUCCUUCGUACUCCUCUCACUCUGCCGGUCUCCCGUCGCCCAAGGAAGGUUCCGCCGAGCGGCCGAGUCUCAGCAGGCGAGCCUCUUUCCAGGGAACCGGGACGGGCGUAAAGCCAAUUCACGUCAAAAGGAACAUGGAUGUUAUCCCCGGCCUGGACUACUUUGCUUAUGCUACCGAUAUCUUGGGCGGCCAGCUGGCCGGCACCAGCCUACGACAUAUUUGGGCACAUCUUUUGGCCGGCCUGUAUCACGGGCAGUUGGGAAGGGUUUUGGAAAGUUAUGCGUAUAUCAAGGAGGCCGGCCAUGCUCUGCAGAUGAAGCUCAGACCGAGCCUCGAUAGGUUAAAGAAGAUGCAUCAAAACCGUGAGCAGAUAUCCGAUGGGCGCGACAAUCAACUCAUCCUGGCCUUUUGGACAUGUCUACAGCUCGAGAGCGACAUUAUUGCCGAACUUCCCCUGCCACAGUCAGGUGUGCUGGCAUAUGAGGAGAUGAUACCCUACCCGAGCGCCGAUUUGGCCAUCAAGCAGGGCUUCGAUGAGCGGGUAAUCCAGAGCUACUUUGCGCAGCUCUACCUGCGCAAGAGUUUAAACCAGAUCCACAGCAUGCUUUACAAUCCCCAGAACCCCAUAUCCGAGGAGCCCGAGCCCGCCGUCAUUGAGGCAAUACAAAACUCCCUCGACAUGCAGUUCGUGCCGCCCCAAUUCAAGUUUGGCCGGGACGAUCCCCCGGCAAAUGACAUCCUGUCUGCUCGGCUCCGGGCCAAGUACUGGGGCGCCAACGUCAUCACGUAUAGGCCUUUCGUUAAGAAGAUUCUCCUUAUUAACUACCACAAGAGCCAGGCCAACAAUGGCAUGGGGAACGCUGCUCCCUCUGAGGAGAUCACCCCAGCAAUGAUCGAGUAUGCCAAGAUGGGUAUCAAGGCGCUGGUUGAGAGCACUCGGGCGUUCCAUGGACUGCCGGAGAAGCGCUUUAUUGUCACCAAUAUCUUUGGGACGUCACACGCACAAUGGGGCAACCUCGUCACACUCUCCGCCGUCUUCCGGGACCCGACUCUGCGUGAGUUUGUCGAUGAGCAGACCCUUAAGGAGCUCUUCUCUCGCACGAUCGCCUUCUUUAAGGUCAUUGCGUACCCGUCCAGUGCUCUCUUCAUCGACCUGCGCAUCUUAGAAGGCUUGGAGCGUAAGCUGUGGCCCAAUGGCAACAGCGCCAACGCGGUUAGCAGCAACUCCCUGCUGAGCGACGCUAUGGACUAUCAACCCACGAGCACAACUGCGACCACGACCACUACUGCGACCACUGCCUCCUCAGUCCCUCCCCCAAACAACACGAGUACCGGCUUCUCAACCCCCUCUCCCGCCCCCGGCGGUCCACCCAUGACCCCAACCAUGUCUGUCCCUCCUGCUGUCUCCAUGAUCCAUCCUCCUCCUCUUCCUGCAGCAGCAACCCCCCUCAUCACCAGCGUCCCGUCGCAAGCACCAGCACCACCCCACGUUGAUGCCGCUGCUGCUGCUGCUGCUGCUGCCGCUGCCGCCGCCGCCAGUGCCCCGGCUACCCCAGUUGCUGUUGCGGCUGCUGCUGCUACGGCCAGUGCCCCUCCUGCGGGCGUCGUGCCCAUGAUACCUCCAGUAUCGUUGGCAGCUCCUGCGGCCCUCAUGCCAGCGGCUGUCCCUGGUAUGCCGAUACCCCCGCCGCCGUCGUUUGUUGACAGCGUUACGGCCGCUGCGCCGCUGCCUGGGAUGCCGCCGCAGCCACUUGCUGCUGCUGCUGCUGCCGCUCCUUCGCCGGCGCCGCCGGCGCCUGGGUCGGGCCCAUUAUGA
This is a messenger RNA of Thermochaetoides thermophila DSM 1495, 3711 nucleotides long. RefSeq lists its product as uncharacterized. Gene Ontology annotation, biological process: regulation of DNA-templated transcription. Bases 1 to 3711 code for a protein of 1236 amino acids. The transcript is spliced from 6 exons. The record is from RefSeq and is a predicted model, not a curated record. Lineage: Eukaryota; Fungi; Ascomycota; Sordariomycetes; Sordariales; Chaetomiaceae. Gene Ontology annotation, molecular function: zinc ion binding; DNA-binding transcription factor activity, RNA polymerase II-specific.